Messenger RNA from Salvia hispanica, 1393 nucleotides. RefSeq names its product shikimate kinase 1 (gene SK1). The record is from RefSeq and is a predicted model, not a curated record. Gene Ontology annotation, cellular component: chloroplast; cytosol. Gene Ontology annotation, molecular function: shikimate kinase activity. NCBI's taxonomy places the organism in Eukaryota, Viridiplantae, Streptophyta, Magnoliopsida, Lamiales, Lamiaceae.
CUGAUGUAGUUUGUCAUAUGGGUUAUAAUAGUUGCCUCAAAAUUUUGAUUAUAUGAAGUUUUAUGGUUUGUGUUGGGUGAAUUUAUUGAAAUUGGAUAGCAUGGGAUGCUAAAGGCUGGACCUUUUUUGGGGGUUUUAGGUUAUGUAUUACUUUAAGUAUAUCAGCCGGAAUUUUGUUUUCUAGGAUUGAGCUUUUUAUCAUUUAAAGAAUAGCUCAGAUUUUGUUAGUGGCUUCAUUUUCUUGGGACUGUGAUUUGGUUGUUUUGGGAGAGGGAGUGAUAGAUCAUGGAGGCUCGAGUUUCAUCAGGCUUGCAAUUACCCAAUUGGGUAAGCGCGGAAAAGAUUGCAAGAAAGCCGGCUGGCUCGUUGCAGCUCUUCCGAAAGUAUGGGGGGCAACGGCUGUAUCAUGUGCCAGUUACUCGUUGUGCACGUGCUAAAGAACGAUUCCAUGGAUUUGUGACUUUGAAGGUCUCGUGUGUUUCUGAAAACCAUAAAGCUUCGGUGCUGGAAUCUAAAAGUUCUCCAGCUUUCCUUGAGGAAUCAGAAAUCAUAAAGAGUAAAGCCGAAGAGGUUGAACCAAAUCUAGAUGGACGUUCCUUAUAUCUUGUUGGAAUGAUGGGAUCUGGGAAAACAACGGUGGGCAAGGUUUUGUCAGAAGCCCUUCGAUAUUCCUUUCUUGAUUGUGAUGCACUGAUAGAGGAUGCUGUUGGUGGAAGUACUGUGGCCGAUAUAUUCAAGAUACACGGGGAGAGCUUCUUUAGAGAUAAUGAGACUGAAGUGCUGAAGAAGUUGUCUUCGAUGCAUCAAUUAGUUGUUUCAACAGGCGGAGGUGCAGUUGUACGCCCAGUCAAUUGGAGACACAUGAGAAAGGGUAUUAGCAUUUGGCUGGACGUGCCUUUGGAAGCCUUAGCUCGAAGAAUUGUAGCUGUUGGAACUGGUUCUCGUCCCCUGUUGAAUCAUGGAGAUGGAGAUCCUUACACUAAGACCAUGAAGCGACUAUCUACCCUUUUCGAACAGAGGGGUGAAGCGUAUGCCAAUGCUGACGUGAGAGUCUCUCUUGAAAACAUGGCGGCCAAACUUGGAUAUGAAGAUGUAACCGACAUUUCUCCAACUGCAAUUGCCAUUGAGGCGCUUAUACAAAUCGAGCAUUUCUUGACGGAAUAAUUGAGAAGUCAUCGUGUUUGAAUGUUGUUGUAUAUUAUUAUGUGAGGCAAAUGUUGUGUCGAUUUUUCAGCUGCUAGACAUGGCAUGAAUAAAUGGGGGAGACCUUUGGGCUCCAUCAAGUAGAGUUUGGCUCAUGUUUGUUGUAGUGAAUUUUAACUUGAUAUUGUUUCCCUUUGUAAUUGUUAUCAACUUGUAUUUUCAUUAAAUUUUGCAGAAUUCUGAUCUCAAA